Molecule: messenger RNA, 3501 nt
Organism: Penicillium waksmanii
Lineage: Eukaryota; Fungi; Ascomycota; Eurotiomycetes; Eurotiales; Aspergillaceae
Product: putative clock controled protein (Ccg-8)
Exons: 5
Coding region: 1-3501 (1166 amino acids)
Biological process (GO): endoplasmic reticulum unfolded protein response; regulation of transcription by RNA polymerase II; phospholipid biosynthetic process
Cellular component (GO): nucleus; endoplasmic reticulum
Molecular function (GO): transcription corepressor activity
Source: RefSeq, a predicted model, not a curated record
AUGGCCAGGCCCGAGAGAUUUAGAAGAGAAUGGCUCGAUCUGGGUAUGCAGGGUGGCACCUUAGCUGACAAGAAUAUCGUUCUAGACGUUCUGAGAGAUAUCAAUGCCGAGAUCAUGCAACAUAACAUGAACAUGAGAGCUACUAAUACCCGCACGCUAAUAAAGCAGAGAAUCCAAGAUGCACUUUCUAGAAUGCCAGCUCCAAUUCAGGAUAUGAAUACUGAUGCCGCUGUCGGUGGAAUUACUAAUUUGCUAAGAGCCUACCGAAUUUGUUUGCACUCACAAGGAGGUACGCAUCUCAUGCCAGGACAUCUCGGAAGAAUAGCAUUGGCGCCUCAAGCAUUUCCCCUGCGUCUUACCGGGCCAUUGCAAGGGGCACAUAGUAUCGAAACUAUAGCUGGUCUUGGACCGUCAGAGUCACGCUCGGUCCUCAAUGCAGCCCCCGGACCGGGGACUUUGGGAGCGAUUGCACCGCCGCAUGGAUUUCAACCAGGAAUACCCAGGCCAUUACCCAAGGAACCUAGUAUUCUACAGUCUUCGUGGCCGAAAUCACCGGUGCUUGUAGCGAUUGAUGAGGCACUGGAUAGGUCAGGACUGCUAAGAGAGUUCCAGCUAGAGACAACGUCCCAGCAACCAGAUGCUGGGCCAUUGAUAGGAUCACCUAUUCUCGGUGUUCUGGUUCCAGGCGGAGAUGAGACAUCAGGACUGUUCGUAACUCCAGAUCGAGAGGAGAUGUUCGCACCGCCAGGGUCAAAGAUGUUUGGAACGAUACAACCACCGCCUAAUUUCCAACCGACCUCUGCGCCGAUAGAGGGAGGCCAAAUCAUGGAAACCUUCUCAAUAAACUUGGAAACCAUUUGGAACCCGCAAUCAGUCAAUCCUGACAUAUUGGAGGCACUGAUGCUACAGCAGCGACCAGAGCACAAAUGGGGACAGCUUUCACCUUUCUGGAGCGAAGCCUUGAGGCCAUUGACAAUGGAAGAUGCACAAGGUUUAAUUGAUUCCUGGACCGAAGAGCAGGAAAGACGACUGGAACGCUUUGUCACGCAUACAACCAGGAUUCGGAAUCAUAUUGUGAAUAACCCGGACACUUAUGAUGGGAUAAUGGCCCUUGGGUUCCAGAAUGAGAGGUAUGAGAUUGUGGCGGGGUGGAGAAGUUGGCUCAAAGAUGCAAAGAAGUGGUAUGUAAUUGAAUGGCACAAAUUAAAAUGGACCUUCGAGGACAUCCAGGAGGAUACUGAAGACGGACAUUACAGACGAAUCGUCUCCGAAGAGCAGCUAAAACAGCGAGCUAGGUUACAGAGACGGGAGGCGAAGCUGAUCGGUAGGUCAGAUUGGGUUGAGCACUUACAUGAUAACCUACCUUCGCGUGAUACCUGGGCGCUCUUGUGUGAAUGGAACGAAAAUGGAUUCGAUUUCAGCAGUCCGCUCACUGUGUACAAUAUUUCGAUGGAUAUUUUACGCGCCUCUGACUCUGCGCUGUUGUGUACUAACUACCUUGGCCAGAUGCUUAGUGACUCGACUGACCCCCUUCAACUGAGCCCGAACGAUAUGUGGCUUAAUACCGCGUACCUCAGUAUCGAGAAGCUCCAGGAGUGCCUGAAUACACAGGGUCAUUUCCAACCAGGUCAAACGCUCUGGUGGAGCCCUAACGUCUUGGGAAGCAGCGAUCUGUUGUUUCAAGAUGGUCAGACACGGCUGGAGGAUUCAAAUACCUUCGUUAUGGCAGUUUCAAAUAGUUUAAGUGGGCCCUGGGCGAGCUUCGCGGGUUCUAGGCCAAAGGUGGGUCGUCAUGGGCCUUUCGAUGAAACGCUGGGAUUAGCGCUGGAGAAGAAGGAGGCCCCCACUUCACAUGCCGGCAGUUGUACACAGCGAUGCCUCAAAGGGGAAGGUGAUUCCACCAUUGCGACUGUGACUGGUGGUCGGGGCCGACUGGUUAUUGGGGUCGACGCCGGACAGGAAGCUUCUCACAAUUCGGAGUUUGUGGGUACGAGAACGAGUACUCGUAUGGCAGUCGAGAUUACAAUUAUUGAGAAAACGAAUCAACCACUUUUUCACGUGCAACUCGGCUUCACCUUCUUCGCCGUCCUUCACAUUCGCCUUCGCCGUCGCCUUCACUCAACCCGCUACGAUCUUCAUCCCCAUCCCCCAACCCGAAGCCUCACCCUAAGCCUGGCGCCCACGUAUAUCCUUCCAUCUCCACCCCAGCAUGCCCCCGCCGUGAUGGACCUUGAAAAGCAGCCCUCCGAGGAUCGCGAUCGGUCUCACCGAGCUACCAGCGUACUGUCCAUGGACGACCUCGAGGCUGCCCAAGCCCUAGAAGGCCUUCGCGCCGAUUUUGGUCACUCUCACCAUUCCCCCAGAGCUCCACGACAACCUCUUCCCGCAUCUCCCGACCCUCCAUCAGCAGAGCCGCUUCUUUCCCUCCUCACUUCCUCUCAUCCCCUCAUCUCCUCCGCCAUCAACGGCUCCGUAUCGGCCUACACCUCCUCCAAGUCCUAUUCCGCCCGAUUCAAGUCCAGCGCCGAGUUUAUCGAGCGCAAUAUCGGUUCUCCCGUCGCAAAUACCGUUGGGACCGUUGGCCGAAAGACUGGCGUCGAAAGUGGUUUGCGCUGGGCGCUCCAACGACGGGAUUCUGGCACCGAGUCUAAACAUACUAGCAAGCGGCGCAAAGUGAAUGGGGAGGCCGUACCGACAACCAUGGAUAUAGAAAAAGGACUAGAUGAAGUGGCUAUUCAGUCGCGGACGCGAAGCUCUUCUGAUAUCUCCAUGGCUGAUACCCUUCCACCUUACGAUGAGAUGAAAUCCCCCCCACUACGAAGAGAAGCCUGGACGACAGAACCCCACCUGGCAGACUUGCAGUAUUGUUUGACAUGGCUUCGCUGGGCGAAUGGCCGACUUGGUCGCUCUAUCGUCGCUCUCCAGAAUGCGAUGACCGAGUGGGAGGCUCAUAAGGCGAGAUUGAAGGAGGAGGCUGAGGCUGGCCAUGCCAAUAGUCCCGAGAACACUUCCCUUCUCAAGCAGCGCAUCCAGGCCGUCAGGGAAGACGUUCUUUCCACCCUCAAGCAAGUUGUCGAUGUCGUCUCCAAGUAUGCCGGAGGCGCAUUGCCCGAGAAUGCGCGCCACCUCGUCCGACGACACUUGACCUCUCUGCCUCACCGAUUCCAGAUGGCUAGCACAUCGCAGCCCCCCGCCGACUCUCCCGCCGCCUCGUCCGAGGCCACUGUUGGUGCUCAUCGUAUUUUGGUAUUGGCAAAUGAAGGACUUGAUAUUCUAGGCCAGGUCAGUGGUGUGGUCAACGACACCCUCGUCAGUGCUGAGCACUGGUGUGAUCGUCUUGGACGGAAACGCCCCGAGCACAAAUCCGCACCGGAUGUGGAAAACCAGAGCCAAGCUCCCACCCCAAAUUCUCAACAAUAUGGGAUGGACAUUAAGCAGCCCAUAAUCACCGAGGCUGUUUCCCAAGAUGAUGUACCGAUCAGCGGAACCGAGAAGGCAUAA